Molecule: messenger RNA, 3097 nt
Organism: Raphanus sativus (radish)
Lineage: Eukaryota; Viridiplantae; Streptophyta; Magnoliopsida; Brassicales; Brassicaceae
Product: lysine-specific demethylase JMJ27
Exons: 13
Coding region: 207-2903 (898 amino acids)
Biological process (GO): regulation of transcription by RNA polymerase II
Cellular component (GO): chromatin; histone deacetylase complex
Molecular function (GO): histone H3K9 demethylase activity; transcription coregulator activity; chromatin DNA binding
Source: RefSeq, a predicted model, not a curated record
AAGUAAUUAAUUAAAGGGAAUCGUAACGAUGAUGAUCCCCUAUAAUAUAAAACCUGGGGAUUGUUGCGUUUGUCGCUUCGCUGAUUUUAUAUUUACCAGGAACGAACGAACGAACGCCGUCUCCCAAGCUUAAGGCGGCGUGAGAGAGAGAGAGAGAGAGAGAGAGAGAGAGAGAGAGAGAGAGAGAGAGAGAGAGAGAGAGAGUAAUGGAAAAAAGGAAGGAGAAGCGAAUUAGGUCAGAGGUUCCGUACGAAGAACCCCCCGCGAGAUCUCAAAAGCGACGUAAGACUAGAAGGAAGAAGAAAGAGGAGGAUGUCGUCGUGACCAGAAGAGGACCUUCGAGUUCGGAGGGAAGAAGAGGUACUACAAGAACAAGAGGAAGAGACAUGUCUUCUUCUUCACCCGACAAGGAGGAUGACUGUGAAGGAACAAGAAAGUAUACUGGUUUGACUUGUCAUCAAUGUAAGGUCUUGAUGAGUAGUAAGCGUGAUCUUGUCUUCUGUUCAAUAUGCAUCAAGACCCGCUAUUGCUAUGACUGCAUCGAGAGAUGGUAUCCAGAGAGAACGCCUGAUGGAGUUCAAUCUGCUUGUCCUUUCUGUUUGGGGAAUUGCAACUGCAGAGCUUGUCUGCGAGAGCCUUUGGCCGUCAAGAUACCAAUUGAGAAAGACGAGAGUGUCAAGCUCAAGCAGUUGCAGUACCUAUUAGUUAAAGUCCUUCCAGUUCUUAGGGAUAUCUAUACAGAACAGAAACAUGAACUAGAGAUUGAAACAGCGAUUAAAGGAGUCCCUGUGACAGAAUCUGAUGUUAUUAGGUGCGAGCUUCAUCCAAGCGAACGCAUUUACUGUGACCUCUGCAGAACAUCCAUUGCCAAUUUUGUCAGAAGCUGUCAGAACCCAGAUUGUUCAUCAGACAUAUGUCUUUCUUGCUGCAAGGAACUGAGAGAUGGGGAGAGUUUCUCUAGAUGGAAGCUUAAUUCUGACGGUACCAUUCCCUGUCCUCCGAAGGAACGUGGUGGUUGUGGCUCUUCAAAACUGGAGUUGAGACGUUUGUUCAAACGUAAUGUCAAAAAACUGAUAACCGAUGCAGAGGAACUUACUCUACAGUCUAGGCCACCGGAUGUGGAUAUUGCUCAUGAGUGUUCGUCAUGCUCUGAUCCCAUUAGGAGGCAGGCGGCAUAUAGGAAGAAUGGUCAUGAUAACUUCUUAUACUCCCCGAGUGCUCUUGAUCUGUCUGAAGACGAUAUUGCUCACUUUCAGUCGCAUUGGAUAAGGGCAGAACCUGUUAUAGUCAGAAAUGUUCUCGAGAAGACAUCUGGACUAAGUUGGGAGCCAAUGGUUAUGUGGAGGGCUUGUAGAGAAAUGGAUCCAAAGGUUAAAUGCAAAGAAGAGGCAAAAGCGGUGAAAGCUGUGGAUUGCUUGGACUGGUGUGAGGUUGAAAUAAACAUUCAUAAGUUUUUUGAUGGCUACUUAAAAGGCCGCAUGCAUCACAAUGGUUGGCCAGAAAUGUUGAAAUUGAAAGAUUGGCCUCCAUCAACUUUAUUUGAAGAGCGUCUUCCAAGGCAUAAUGACGAGUUUAUUUCUGCGUUGCCUUUCUUUGAUUACACUGAUCCAAAGUCUGGUAUCUUGAACCUUGCAACAAAACUUCCAAAAGACUCCUUGAAGCCAGAUCUUGGACCCAAGACAUACAUUGCCUACGGUUUCCAUGAAGAACUUAAUAGAGGAGACUCUGUGACAAAGCUACAUUGUGAUGUUUCUGACGCGGUCAAUGUGCUGACACACACAACUAAAGUGAAACUGUUACCCGUGCAAUACCAAAGGAUAAAAAGAGAACAGAAACACUAUGCAGAAGCCCAGUUGCGUAAACGACAGGGUGGUCAGCGUAUAGAAUCCAGUGAUCAAAUAAUCUUGAUUGAGAAUGAGGAAGCUGUAAAGAAUUGCAAUGGUCUUUUGGGAGAAAGUAGCUUAAAGGAUAAAGCAGCUAAGGAAGAAUCAUCAAAUAGCAUUGCGGGGGCUUCCAGCUCACAAAAAUGUGAAUGCACUAAAGUUGAAAGAGCUGAUCAUAUGGAAGGAUCUUCUAGUUCGUAUUCUUGCACUACUGCUAUGGAGUCAGGUCAUGAUCCAAAGGUGGAUGUGAGUUUAAUUCCUCAGAAGAAUGUAACGGUAAAUGACGAAUCAAUUGCUGACGAGAAUCAUGAUGACGUCUGUUUGAAGACGGAGAAAAAGGAUAGUCCCCUACAACCUGUUGUGAGUACAAUUGUGGAACCAAUACAGGAGCAGAAACUGGAUGCUCGAGUAGAAACUAAUUGCAAUGCGGAUGAGAGUUCAGAGACUCUGCACGGUGGUGCUGUCUGGGACAUUUUUCGAAGGGAGGAUGUUCCAAAACUUAUUGAGUAUUUGAAAAGGCACAAGCAUGCGUUUCGUCACCUCUACAACGAACCUGUGAAAUCUGUGUCACAUCCAAUUCAUGACCAGAGUAUGUUCUUGAAUGAAAAACAGAAGAAACAGCUGAAAGAGGAGUUCGAUAUAGAACCAUGGACCUUUGAGCAACACCUCGGUGAAGCUGUCUUUAUCCCUGCAGGUUGUCCUCACCAAGUAAGGAACAUACAGUCUUGCAUAAAGGUGGCACUAGAUUUUGUUGCUCCUGAAAGUGUAGAGGAAUGCCUUAGGCUAACAGAGGAGUUCCGGAGACUACCAAAAGACCACAGAUCUAACGAGGAUAAACUAGAGCUUAAGAAGAUAGUGCUGCAUGCUGCCAGCUCAGCCAUAAGAGAUGCAAACGAGCUGAUGCAAAAGUCGAUGACACAAUGUGAUACGUAUGAGGCUUGCCGCCCUCCGAUUAUUUAUCAGUAUGCACGAAGAAAGGCCCACAUGUCUAAGGAAGCCCAGCAGAAGAAGAGUACGUAAGGAGCAAGUUUGACAAGAAUAAAAUAUCGUGAAAAGUAGUAGAGCACAUGCGUGUGUGCAAGCAAGCCUUAGUAAUAUAUAUGUAGGGAGUAGGAGGGACAUUAUUCUCUUAUAGGACAUAACCCAUAUUUCCUAUUCUCUCACAACCUAACAAAUUCUACACUAACCCAAUAAAAGAAAAUUACCAUAAAAAC